AUGACAGGGCCACAGAUGCCCAAAGGAGCUCACUAUUCCAGGCCUCCUCCACAGAGCAACAAGAGCACCACACAGGAAUGUCCCUGCUUGAAGAACCAUUUUGUGUUCGCUGUGCUCAGAGAGCCUGAGUGCUUGGGAGCAGUGGCCCUGUGCUCUAUGGGCUUUGCUGGUGCCAAAGGAAACAAAGGAGAUAUCGGAGAACAAGGAUAUAGGGGUUAUCCAGGAGCCCCCGGAGAGACCGGAGAAGAUGGGCCAAAGGGCAAUGAAGGAUCUCCAGGAAUACCAGGCAGUGAUGGCAUUCCAGGAAGGGAUGGUCCUCUAGGAAUACCAGGAUUAGAAGGCGAGAUUGGACUCAUGGGACCAAAGGGAGAUAAAGGCGAGCGAGGUCCAAGAGGCCCACCUGGAAGGCCAGGUUCCAUGGGCGCCAAAGGUGAAAUGGGGGAUCCUGGCCUACCAGGUAACCCUGGCCCUAAGGGAAUAAAAGGCCAAAAGGGGGCUCAAGGUGAGACUGGAGAUGACGGCCCAAAGGGUGAUGUGGGAAGAAAAGGAAGCCGUGGGGAUGCUGGACCCCAGGGUGAUGAUGGAGACAGAGGAGACAAAGGACAACAAGGAGAACGUGGCUUUCCUGGCCCUGCUGGUCCAAAGGGACAAAGAGGUGUCCCUGGAUUACCUGGUCCAAGAGGCUUCCCUGGCCCCACUGGAGAGGAUGGAGCAACUGGGCCCCCUGGAUCUCCAGGGUCUCGGGGACCUGAAGGUCCAGGGCUGCCUGAGGAGCAGGUGUAUGAACUGUGUCGUAAUAUACAAAUGUGCCAGCGCCUGUCCUACUGCUAA
This is a messenger RNA of Terrapene triunguis (Three-toed box turtle), 831 nucleotides long. RefSeq names its product collagen alpha-1(XI) chain-like. The record is from RefSeq and is a predicted model, not a curated record. The transcript is spliced from 13 exons. The coding region runs from base 1 to 831 and encodes 276 amino acids. NCBI's taxonomy places the organism in Eukaryota, Metazoa, Chordata, Testudines, Emydidae.